This is a messenger RNA of Astrephomene gubernaculifera, 1773 nucleotides long. The record is from the annotation of a GenBank genome assembly. Lineage: Eukaryota; Viridiplantae; Chlorophyta; Chlorophyceae; Chlamydomonadales; Astrephomenaceae.
CAUAUUAGCAUUAUGCAUGCCAUCCGGCUAAUGGAUUUUUCUUUCUUGAAGAAGAUAGGUUCAAUCCGCUAUGCUUGCAGACGAACCGUCAGUGGCUAAGCCCUGUGGAAGUACGCAUUGAGCAUAGAAAAACUGGUAUUACUCUUUCAUUUCUAAAGCGCCCUUUAGAUGAUACUAGGAGCUUCAGCUAUCCCUGUCGCCAAGCUGCAGCGGCCUGUCCCUACGGCGUUGUCCGCGCGCUCGAUUUUCCCCAAAGCAUGUAAUUGGCGCAAACACGUGAGGCCUGGCUUUGCUCGCUGGCGCGGAAGAGCGGCGUUCGUGAUCCCGGGCGCUAGUGGUGGAACGGUUGCUGCAAGCACAACUAUUCCCGAUCCUUGGCUUGCACCAUUUUCGGAGUACAAACGUCAGGAGGCGACUAUUGAUACCAGUGUUGUGCUAGCUGAAGUGGGGUCUGCCGAACUGGAUGUUGCUUCAGGACAUGCACCGCUGCCGAGCCCUUGGGACUCCGUAAACAGCGCAUAUAACUCUUUGGCCAGCAAUCGAAGCACCACCCAUGCUAAGAAGCCCCAGAGCCCCAACAAGACAGCACCCACCCAGAAUGCCACUAACGGCUCCAAUGCUGCUGCACCCACUGCUCCUGCUGAGCCAUCAGCUUCCCCACGCAGCCGCCAGCCUAGCAACAGCAGCAGCAACAACAGCACUGCCAGCAACAGCAGCAGCAUCAGCAGCGCCAGCAGUACGGAGGGAAGCGCCAGCGGCUCUGAGGGCAGGAAGCGGGCUACCGGAGAGGGGAGCGGCAGCACUGGUAGUACCACGGGUGGUGGCAUCACCGGCGCCGAGGGCGGUGCCGCUCCCAGCAACACUGCCCGCACCAGCAACAGCAGCAGCACCAACGGCAGUGGCAACAGUUACGUCGGCAGGAACGGCACUAGCGGCAUUAGCAACAACAUUAGCAACAACAGUGGCAGUGGCAGCAACCGUCGCACCAGCAGCAGGCGGGAUGCUGGCACGGAGGACACUGCUGCCCUGCUGGUGCGGCUGCGGGCGGAGCUGGAGGCCAUGACACGCGCAGCAGCAGCAGCAGCCUCAGUGGGUGGUGCUUCUGCGCCCACCUCUGCAGGUACCCAGGCCUCUGCGCCCACCUCUGCAGGUACCCCGGCCUCUGCCGGCGCCUCUACAACAGCAACAGCAGCAGGCGCCUCGACCGGCAGCAGCGGCGGCGGGAGCAGCGGCAGCACCGUUGCUCCUGCUGCUCCGAGUGCCUUACCAAUACCUCGCCCGCCACCUCCGUCCUCGCCCUCCUUCCUUGGGCCCAACACCGCUGCCGAUACAACCGCCACCGCCACCCCACCCGGCUCUAAUGACUCCAAUGCCCCCGGGAUCGCCUUAUCCCAGCCAGGCGCCAGCACCCGCAGCAGGCCCGGCAGCAGCAGCAGCAGCGGCAACCAUGAAGGAACUAGCGGCCCAGCCCGCGAGGCCUGGAUGACUCGGGCCAGGCAAGACGACAGCAGCAGCGGCAGCAGGGGCAGCAGCGAGCCUGCUGCUGCCCCCAAACCUACUCCUGCUGCUGCUGCUGCACCGUCAGGGCCACCGGAGGCGGCUCCCACGGCGUUCGCAAGCAGCGCCAAGGCUAGCGGUAGCGGCAGCGGUAAGGGCUCCAAGCCAGUCUCCUAUUCCCCGGGGCCCUCCUCCCCUCCCCCCGUUACGCCCUCCUCUGUAUCCCCCGCCUCCUCUCCCUCCUCCUCCUCUCCCUCCUCCUCCUCUCCCUCCUCC